GGUUCUGUCCCUUUCCUUGUUAGUACAACUUGUGGGACAACUGUUUUAGGUGCUUUUGAUCCCCUCCCAGACAUCGCUGAAGUGUGUGAGCAACAUGGUAUUUGGUUACACGUUGAUGCUGCUUGGGGAGGCAGUGCUCUUUUAUCCAACCGCCAUAGGCACCUCCUGAAUGGAAUUGAAAGAGCAAAUUCAGUAACCUGGAAUCCCCAUAAACUGCUGGGUGCUGGUUUGCAGUGUUCUGCUUUUCUCCUCCAAGACACAACGGGCUUGCUGGAGAGAUGCCAUGCAGCCAAUGCAGUUUAUUUGUUCCAAACUGACAAGUUUUACAGCCAGAAAUUCGACACUGGAGAUAAGUCAAUUCAAUGUGGCCGCAGAGUGGACUGCCUGAAGCUUUGGCUUAUGUGGAAGGCACUUGGAACCAAAGGACUGGAGAAACGAGUGGAUACGAUCUUCGAGAAUGCCAGAUACUUGGCAGAGGAAAUAAAACGGAGGGAGGGAUACCUGCUACUGAUGGAGCCAGAGUUUGUAAAUGUAUGUUUUUGGUAUGUGCCACCAAGCCUCCGACAUCAAGAAGAGUCCCCAAACUUCUGGGAUAAACUAGGAAAGAUUUCCCCAAUAGUAAAGGAGAGGAUGAUGAAGAAAGGAUCAAUGAUGGUUGGAUACCAGCCCCAUGGAAACAGGGUUAAUUUCUUCAGACAGAUUGUGGUCAAUCCUGAAGUGACAAAAGAAGAUCUAGACUUUUUCCUGGAUGAAAUAGAACGAUUGGCAGAAGACCUGUAA
This is a messenger RNA of Staurois parvus, 780 nucleotides long. NCBI's taxonomy places the organism in Eukaryota, Metazoa, Chordata, Amphibia, Anura, Ranidae. The record is from the annotation of a GenBank genome assembly.